AUGCAACUGUUGCGUUUCAUCUCGUCGGCGGUGGUUCCUCUCUCUACAAAGCCUUCCCGUCUAUCUUUCUCCGUCGCAGCUAUGGACUGUGUUGCUGCUUCGUGUAGCUUGGUUUUAUGUGGCAAGUCCUCUGUGGAAACAGAUAUAGCAAAGAGUUUGAAGAACAGUAACACGCUUAAACUCCCAGACAACACUCAAGUUUCACUCUAUCUGGAAUCUGAGAUGAAGGAUUUGGUUAGAGAUGAUGGUGAAGAUUCCUUCAGUCCUUCACUGUUUAUGAACUCCAUCUCAACUCAUCAGUUCGGUCGGUUUCUCAUUUGGUCUCCACGCUUGUCUUCCACUCAUGACGUUGUUUCUCAUAACUUCUCUGAGCUUCUGGUUGGUUCGGUUUGUGUCACGGAUAUUCAGUUUAAAGGUCGAGGGAGGACAAAGAAUGUGUGGGAGUCUCCAAAGGGUUGUCUUAUGUAUUCGUUUACUGUAGAAAUGGAAGACGGUCGAAUCGUGCCUUUGAUACAGUAUGUGGUCUCGCUUGCUGUUACUGAGGCAGUGAAACAUGUCUGUGACAACAAGGGUUUGCCGUACAUUGAUGUUAAGAUAAAGUGGCCGAAUGAUCUCUACUUGAAUGGCCUUAAGGUUGGAGGCAUUUUGUGUACCUCUACUUACAGAUCAAAGAAGUUCCAUGUCAGUGUUGGUGUGGGAUUGAAUGUUGACAACGAGCAACCGACCACGUGCUUAAAUGCAGUACUGAGAGACAUGUCUCCUGCAUCAAACCUACUCAAGAGAGAAGAAAUUCUUGCUGCUUUCUUUGAUAAAUUCGAGAAAUUCUUCCAUCUCUUCAUCGACCAAGGUUUUAAAUCUCUCGAAGAGCUAUACUACAGGACAUGGCUUCACAGCGAGCAAAGAGUGAUGGUUGAAGAAAAAAUCAAUGACAAAGUUGUUCAAAAUGCUGUGACCAUCCAGGGUUUGACAACUUCUGGAUAUUUGCUGGCUAUUGGAGAUGAUAAUCAAAUGUAUGAGCUUCACCCUGAUGGCAAUAGUUUUGACUUCUUCAAAGGUCUAGUCCGUAGAAAAAUAUGA
This is a messenger RNA of Microthlaspi erraticum, 1077 nucleotides long. The record is from the annotation of a GenBank genome assembly. Lineage: Eukaryota; Viridiplantae; Streptophyta; Magnoliopsida; Brassicales; Brassicaceae.